UGAAUACUCAAAACAGAAAGUCAACGUUAAAUCUUUCUGGACGUAAACAUAGACCCUUCACAAAUUCACAUGUGUCCGGGCAACACCUCCCGGCCCGCUGCACUCCCCAAACCUUGUCUCCUGACCGAGCACCCUUCCCCAACCACGCGUACCAUACAACCAACCCAUGCUCAAAUCCUUCCUCCAACUCAUCAAAACUCGAAGAGAUCUUAGGGAAGAAGAUCAUCCCUUAGCUCCAACUUCACCGAACGAGUGUUUACUGCAGUCCUUUGAAUGGCAUACCCGCUCUUCGGCAGAUGAUCCACACUGGAGCCAUCUGUCGUCGUUAAUGCCUACUCUGGCGGAGUUGGGGGUUACAUUGCUGCUGAUCCCUCCACCCACGAAAGCCGCGUACGAGAACUCGAAUGGAUACGACGUCUACGACCUCUGGGAUCUCGGGGAGUUCGAGCAGAAAGGACAGGUGGGGACGAAGUGGGGAACGAAAGUACAGCUGGAGGAGAUGUGCAGGAAAGCGAAGGAAGCGGGGAUUGGGAUUAUCGCUGACGCAGUUCUUGGACACAAGACUGGCGCGGAUGAGAAGGAGCGUGUGAAGCUCGUCAAAGUCGAUGACGAGAAUCGGCUGAAGGUGGUUGGUGAUGUUCGGGAUACAUAUGCCUGGGUUCGUUGGAAGUUCGAUGGUCGCGGCGAGAAGUACAGCCAAAUGGAAUGGGGUCCACAGCAUUUCACUGGUAUCGAAUGGGACGACGGAGCACAGGAGAACGGCAUCUUCCUCCUGAAUGGGAAACAGUGGUCAAAGAACGUCGACGCCAGGUUCGGGAACUACGAUUACCUCAUGUUUACCGACAUCGACCACACGCACCCCGAAGUCCACGCCGACCUCCUCGCCUGGGGACGCUGGAUCACAAAAGAACUAAAUCUGAAGGGUAUGCGUUUCGACGCCGUCCGCCAUUUCGAUUACGACUUCAUGCGACAGUUCCAGGAGCAUGUCGCCGCUACGACAUCCGGGUGGAUUUCGGUGGGAGAGUUCUAUGAUGGAGAUGUGAGGCUGUUGAAGGCGUAUUUGUCGCAUAUGACGCCGGGGUAUAAGUUGUUUGAUAUCCCACUACUGACGAACUUCGCUGCUGCGUCGGCGUCGUACUUGCCUUUGCCGCCUACGCCGCCGUCAUCGACUCCCGCUUCAACCAUCUCGACUGGGCGGGUACAGAACGUACGAUCCAAACCUUUCGACCUCCGCCGGAUCUUCAACGGCUCCCUUCUCGCCUCCCAUCCCACUCAGUCAGUGACUCUAGUCGCAAACCACGACACCCAACCCGGACAAGCCUGCGAAACCCCCAUAGCAGCCUGGUUCAAACCCCUCGCAUACGCCAUACUCCUCCUCCGCAACGACGGACUCCCAUGUGUUUUCUGGGGCGAUUUGUUCGGGAUCACCCAAGGCCCGGAGGUGGUGGACAAAGUGAAGGGAUUGGAGGUGUUGAUGAGGGCGAGGAAGGGGUGGGCUUAUGGGAGGCAAAUGGAUUAUUUCAUGGAUGGGGGGAGUCUUGCUUGGGUCCGAAUGGGAACGCAUGAUCGGCCUGGAUGUGCGGUGGUUCUGAGUGCGGUUGAGGGUGGUGCGAGGAGGAGCAUGUUUGUGGGGAAGAGGUGUGCGGGGGGGAGGUGGGUUGAUAUGAUGGGACUUGUGAAGCAAGAGGUCAGAAUUGAUAAGAAGGGCUACGGAGAGUUCUUGUGUGAGGGAAGGAGCGUGAGUGUGUGGAACAACGCUGAAUGAUGAUGGGUUUCAGACAUCGGAGCGAGCUUGGAAGGGCGGUGGAUGAGAGUCAGGAGGUUCGCGUGGAAGCAAUAUCAAAUAUACCCCAGAGACAGGACAGAGACACAUGAAUGGCAUAAAUAAAGGUAUACCUAGAUAUAAUGGAUAUAAGAUUAAACGCAUCCUCAGCUUUUGUCAAGCACUUAACGUCCCUUCACCUCAAGCGUUCCCUCCUUGCUCGCACUGA
This is a messenger RNA of Saitoella complicata NRRL Y-17804, 1991 nucleotides long. Its product is annotated as putative alpha-amylase. Lineage: Eukaryota; Fungi; Ascomycota; Saitoellomycetes; Saitoellales; Saitoellaceae. The record is from RefSeq and is a predicted model, not a curated record. Gene Ontology annotation, biological process: carbohydrate metabolic process. Gene Ontology annotation, molecular function: calcium ion binding; hydrolase activity, hydrolyzing O-glycosyl compounds. The transcript is spliced from 6 exons. Bases 167 to 1765 code for a protein of 532 amino acids.